AUGAUGCCUUUCAGUGGACUGGACCUUCUCAUUAGCGCAUACGGCAUCUAUCCGCACGAUCUGUCUUCUCUAACGACGAUCCAUCAUAAUAUCGUUGUUUGCGAUAUUGUGCGGGAUGACCCAGGGGGAGCUCGCAACUUGUUUUUCCAGAGAGGAGACGAGGACUCGAGUUACUUCGCGUUUGUCGGACAACGUUACGGCCAGUCUGAAUGUCUAGAUGCUGCCCUUCGUUGCCUCUUCAGCAAAGCCAAGUCUGUUCUCGUUCCAAACAAUACGAUUACGGAGGCUGCCAUCCUUGCUCAAUAUGGAUAUGCACUAUCAAGCCUCCAGGCCGCCCUCUUCAACCGUGACACGCCCCAUUUCUGGAAGCAACAUAUUGCUGGAGCCGCCCGAUUGAUCGAGGCGAAAGGUCCAGAUGCUUUCAAGACUGGAUUUGAGAAGAGUCUGCUUACGGCUCUCUGCUAUCCCCUCAUUUGCGAGAGCUGGGUCAAUGCAGAGCCAUGCUUUCUGGUAGAAGAGUCCUGGCGGGAAGUCUUCGAUUCUAUCUAUGACAGUGAGGAUCCCUUGUCAGAGAGAGGAUAUCUGGCAAAGGAACACUCCAUUGGCAUGGCGAGAAUGCCAACUAUUCAAAGGCGCGCUUUCGGCGCCAUUGCACAAGAUCUGGAUCCCUCCAGUCCCGAUGUCAAGACCCUGGUCGAUGAGCUACGGGACAUGCAUCGACAGUGUCAAAGAUGGCGUGCUGAUUUCGUAAAAUACUUGGCAUCCUACGGAAAGAUGAACAUGGACACAUUCGACACUGGACUAUCCCUUUUCUGCGGUGCCGGUAUUUGGAACGUGCUAAUCACUCUGUUCCUCGCCGUUCUUGAUCCAACAAACCGACAGGCACUGCUCGGAGAGGCGAUAGAGCGCUCGUGGGAAGUGAUACACGGCCACCGAGAGCUCCCACCUAUCCGAGAGCGCAGGUCGCUCUUCAUGGCUCAGAGACAACGCAUAUCUGAGGCGACUGUACUUGCCGCACCGGUCUUGAAGGAGGCUAUAGGCUCGGGCAAGCUGAUCGAGAUGUGGAGAGUCAUGUUCUGGUUCAGGGCGAUGCAGCAGGCUGAGCAAGGUGCCAUUCCUGAAUUUGAACCAGAUAACGAUUCACAAUGGGUUUAG
Molecule: messenger RNA, 1155 nt
Organism: Phaeoacremonium minimum UCRPA7
Lineage: Eukaryota; Fungi; Ascomycota; Sordariomycetes; Togniniales; Togniniaceae
Product: putative c6 finger domain protein
Exons: 4
Coding region: 1-1155 (384 amino acids)
Source: RefSeq, a predicted model, not a curated record